Molecule: messenger RNA, 5828 nt
Organism: Amyelois transitella
Lineage: Eukaryota; Metazoa; Arthropoda; Insecta; Lepidoptera; Pyralidae
Gene: for
Product: cGMP-dependent protein kinase, isozyme 2 forms cD4/T1/T3A/T3B
Exons: 11
Coding region: 281-3484 (1067 amino acids)
Biological process (GO): protein phosphorylation
Molecular function (GO): ATP binding; cGMP-dependent protein kinase activity
Source: RefSeq, a predicted model, not a curated record
GUGAUUGGUCGCCACGGCCCCGAUGCCUCGCGUUCUGAAUUUAAAAUAGUCGCGAUCGAGUUCAUUGUGAGAGUUGAUGUCAGUUCAUCGCUGCAUGUUUUUGUUUAAAACCUUUAUGCGAGAUUAUUUUACCGAAUCAUGAGAAGGCUAGAAUCCUGCCAGCAACAAUUGUUAAUUUAACCUGAAGAAAAAUGGAAAUAAAGUUAUCAUCAAUGCACAUUUUUUUAAGACAACUAGUCUUGAGUAAUAAUUUGAUGUUGUCUAUUAAAUCGAGAGCAAAAUGAAAAUUAAACAUUACCCAGGAAAAGCGGUCAUGGAGGAUCCGUGGCUUUCUAUCACUGAUCGGACUAUGGAUCUUGUAUAUGCUGCAAAUUGGGUUGGAGCAAGAAAUCUGAGUUCAUACGAUGAAAACAAAAGCAGCUCGAAUUCUUCAACCAAGUAUAAUAGUAUAUCCAGAAGUAAGUCAUGCCGAGACGUAGGUCGCACUAAUGAUAGAGAUUAUGAUAGCAAACCCUUCUCCGCUGAAGACAACGGUUAUAAUUAUUCUCACAAUAGUCCAAAUGGAAAUAUUUCUCAAUUAGCAAAAUAUCAACAAAACAUAGAAGAAAAAUCAAGAGCUAAUAAUAACCUUAUUAGUCAAAAUAAAUUGAAACAUAGUUACAGUUUUAAAGAUAUGCCUAAUGGAUAUAAACCGUCAACUUUAAGGCGAGUUAAGCGAAGGAAUUUUACUGAAUGGGACAUUGAAUCAUUUGGUAGUAAACAAGCCCCUGUACCUCCACAGCGGAGGGAUUCACUUAAAUAUGCCCAUCGACAAAGAAAGGCUGAUUCAAAGAAAAAUCACUAUCCACUGCCUGAUCCUGGCCCAGUGCCGCCGGAUCCGUCAUCUGAAUCAUACUAUGAAUAUUAUUCAAGAGUCAGUCAACAAAACAAUGACACAGAUAGUGAUAAAAUAAAACAGUUACAAAAAGAUACCAAAAAGGACAAACCUUAUGAUGAUACUCAAACUGGGAAUAACAGUAGUUUUAGUAAAGAUAAAAUGUACCAAAUAAUAAAUACUAUGGCGACAUUGGACUUGACCCCGAUGAAAUCUAGAUCAGGGAAACAAAGUUACAACGUCGAUUGUGAAGCGGAAGAUUUGGGUAUAUACAUGCGGCCUAUUAAUGCAUCGUUAUCUACAUGCGACCAACUUCCUGACCACACAACGCACCAGGUAAACGAACAAAACGGACGCAUUGAAGAUGCAAAACCUAGCUUCCGAUCUAAAUCUAUGAGAGUUAAAAGUGAAGGAAGAGCUCCGUUACGGUCUUAUCUCGACGUCGUUCAACCUGAUAACAGACUUCAAAAUGGUGUAACUGUCACUCAACCAAAGCGUAACUUGUCGCCGAGUGAACAGUUGACGAUGAUGCAGUACGAAAUGUACAAAGGAAGUCAGCAACCACCCACUACACUGAACAGUAACGGAUUUCACCCUACUGAUUUGGGAAAAGAAAGUGACAAUCGGACUACAAGCAGAUGUGUGCCACAAGUUAAACGUGAAAAAUUCGGAAAAAUGUACAGUACAGUGAGAGUGAAAAGUGACGAUAGGUAUGAUAGGUAUAAUGACUUAUUAUCGUAUGGGAAAGAGUCUUUUAAGGAAGAGCGAUCUGUAAAUGGAAAUAGUGUUUAUAAUAGAAGCAAUAAAAGUUCGUCUAGUGGUUCAGACUCGGAUUUUUCAAUACCACGACCAAAGUUAAUAGUGCCGGUGCAUACGUAUGGGAUGCGAAAACGUAGGACCGGAAAUCUUUGUCAGCGUGAUAGUAAUGCUACUGAAUCAUCCUUGGAUGCUGGAGUCUUGCUUGAUGUCACCAAGUUGGAAGACAUUGAUGAUAAAACCGCUGAGAAACAACUUAAAAAUGGAGUGCCAGAGGGCCGAGUGGAAGUUUCAAGGGAGAACAAAUACCUCAGCACAAUGGCACCAGGCAAAGUGUUUGGGGAACUGGCUAUACUCUACAACUGCAAGAGGACGGCCACUAUCAAAGCCGCCACUGACUGCCGACUCUGGGCCAUAGAACGACAGUGCUUCCAGACCAUUAUGAUGAGGACUGGACUCAUCAGACAGGCGGAGUACACUGACUUCCUGAAGAGUGUCCCGAUCUUCAAAGAUCUACCUGAAGACACCCUCAUCAAGAUCUCCGACGUUCUAGAAGAGACGCAUUACCAGAGCGGCGACUACAUCAUUAGACAAGGUGCCCGGGGUGAUACCUUCUUCAUCAUAUCCAAAGGAGAGGUAAAAGUGACCCAGAAGCCGCCUAACAGUAACGAUGAGAAAUUUAUCAGAACGCUCACAAAAGGAGACUUCUUCGGCGAGAAGGCGUUACAAGGAGAUGAUUUACGUACAGCGAACAUAAUCUGUGAUUCGCCAGAAGGCUGUACGUGCCUCGUGAUAGACAGAGAGACCUUCAAUCAGCUGAUAUCUACCUUGGACGAGAUUCGCACGAAGUAUAAGGAUGAAGGCGAGAGUAGACAACGAUUAAACGAAGAAUUUGCCAAUCUACGUCUCUCAGAUCUUCGCAUCAUAGCAACGCUUGGUAUAGGUGGCUUCGGCAGGGUGGAGUUGGUGCAAAUUCAAGGAGAUUCCAGCAGGUCUUUCGCUCUGAAGCAAAUGAAGAAAGCCCAGAUCGUUGAAACGAGACAACAACAGCAUAUUAUGUCAGAGAAGGAGAUUAUGUCCGAGAUGAACUGCGAAUUUAUAGUAAAGUUAUAUAAGACGUUCAAAGAUCGUAAAUACUUGUACAUGCUGAUGGAAACUUGCCUCGGGGGAGAGUUAUGGACUAUAUUGAGAGAUAAAGGUCAGUUUGACGAUGCCACUACUAGAUUCUACACAGCCUGUGUUGUAGAAGCUUUCCAUUAUCUGCAUUCUAGAAAUAUUAUUUACAGGGAUCUCAAACCAGAGAAUUUGCUGUUAGACUCGAAAGGCUACGUGAAGCUAGUGGACUUCGGCUUCUCCAAGAAGCUGCAGGCCAGCCGCAAGACCUGGACCUUCUGCGGCACUCCAGAGUAUGUUGCGCCCGAGGUCAUCAUGAACCGGGGUCAUGAUAUUAGCGCGGACUAUUGGUCCUUAGGUGUACUUAUGUUUGAACUCCUCACUGGUUCGCCGCCGUUCACGGGAGCCGAUCCCAUGAAGAUCUACAACAAGAUUCUGAAGGGAAUAGACGCAGUGGAGUUCCCCAGGUCCAUCACGAGGAACGCCGCCAAUCUCAUCAAGAAGCUGUGCCGCGACAAUCCUGCCGAACGGCUCGGCUACCAGAGGGGCGGUAUCACUGAAAUACAGAAGCACAAAUGGUUCGACGGCUUCAACUGGGAGGGCCUAGCGCAGCGUACUCUGGACCCACCAAUCACGCCGACCGUGAGGUCCGCCAUUGACACUCACAACUUCGACCAAUACCCGCCAGAUUCCGACGAUCCCCCACCAGACGAUCUCUCUGGUUGGGACGCUACAUUUUAAAUUUAACUACACGCCACCACGAGGCGUUCUAAAUUUGAAAAACCAAAAUUGUAUGGAUUCAUUACGUUCCAAAUUUUCAUAUUCAGUUUGUAUACACAAACGGGAGAAAAGAUGUGAAGGUACUUAUUUCUAUCUCAUCUUAGUGUGACCCUGGUGCUCCCUUAGACGUUAUGUUUCGGAAUUCCGGGUCCUCACGAAGGCAAAAAUCUUUGAGGUACCUAUUACGUCUCUUGAAAAGGUACGAAAAUAUAAUUUUCUCAACUUUUACUUUUUGGCUGUCAAUGAAAACAAUACCAGCAAUAUUUCGGUUAAAACAAAAUAGGUUGCAGCCCCGACUCUUGAUUCUUAGUACAGGGGAAAUCCUCUGUGUAAUUUCUAAAAUAUUAAUAAAACUUAAUUACAUAAAAAGUAUAAUUCAAUGACAUGAACUUACUAAAGUAGGUAUACUUGUACAGCGUCUUUUAAUUAAUCCAUACUCGAGCGAGCUCCCUACGUUUGCGAGCUUAUCUAUUUUUCUUUACAGUGUUUAUGUCACAUUUUAUAUGGUUGAGAAAGUAAUACAUAACAAGUUAUGUAUAAUUUGACUUGAAAGAAAAUUUAAGAAUAUGAAAUGGUAGGUAAAAGUGCCUAAUAAAGUUAACUAUUCGAAUAUAAUGCUUAAAAUGGCAUUUGUAUGAAAGUAGCAUGUAAUUUUGUAUUAUACAAUGAUUUAAGAGUUACUGAACAGAUCUUACCUUAAAUAUUUAUUUUAAUGGCUUGCCAAUUACGUAAUCUUCAUUAUAUUGACAUAACAAUCAUGUUAAUUAGUUUAAUUUAUUACUUAAGUGAUACUUUGGUGUUCAGCAGAAGGUAAAUUUUUGCAACAAUUUACUUUGAUAUUUGACGAAGUUUAUGGGUAGAUAUAAAGUAAAAUUAAGUCCCUAAGGUAUGGUCAAAUAAAGACAUAAUUUACGCCAAGGUUUAAUUCAAUAUACAUAUUAAAAAAUUUCAUUGUUAAAAUGAGUGAUGUCAAAGUUAAGAAGUACUUUUAUAAAAUAAAAAUGGUUCGAUAGAAACCCAAAACCCAACUUUUCCAGCAUAUUUAUUUCAAUAAAUUGUUAUCAAUGUGUUUUUCAAUUAUAUUAACUUUCAGCUUUUUAAAUAUAAAUUUCUUUAAAAAGUUUUGCAAUUUUUCGUGUAUAAAGUAGUAUAGUAGUUAAAGUCCCAGGUUCAUCAAAUUACAAUGGAUAUAAAAACUUUUAUAAAAUAAAUCUGUUAAAGUACCUAUAACAUAUAACCCCACUCUCGUUUUAUUUAAGUACUUUUCUUAAUUAAGAAAAAUUGUAUUGACACCAUUACAUCCCCAAUCCAUAAUCUAAAAAACCAAAAGGAAUGGGAAAAAUAUUUAUCCGAUUAAAGUUUAUACCAUAAUUUCUUAGUGUAAGUGUAAAUGAAUAUGCGACAAGAUUCUUAAAGUUAAAAUUUACUUUAUCACAUUUCGGUGGGGAGAUGAAGGAGUUGGAUGAUUUUUUUGCGGUAAAUUUAUAUUUACUUUCUUUACUUUCAUUGAAAAUGUCCUCUAUUCAUACUUAAUGUGUUAAAUGUAAUACAAUUUCAUAAAAUGUAAUGGGAACAAAUGCAAUGUCUCUUUAAAAUGUAGUUUGUAUAGAUUAUUCAUGAAAGUAUGAUAUUUUUUCAUCAGAUCAACUACCUAAAUUUCUAUGGCCAAAUUAUGAAAUUAGGUUAAGAUAAUAUAUAAUGGUGGCCAAAUUCAUACGUUACCAAUGUAUUUAACAUACCUUAGUUGUUCCAUUUUCAAACAUUUGUUUAUAUUUUACAAUAAUUCAUUUCUCUAAAAUAAUUAAAAUAAAAUUUACCUAAAUAAAAAAAAUAUUAUUGGUGCAAUAUGAAACGAAAUUUUGAAAUUCGAAUGGAUUUCAAAGUGAGUUUGCGUUUUAAAACGAAAUAAAUAUUCAUUCAUUAAUUUAGCGUAGGAGAAUUGUAAAGCUAACAGAAAAUAUUUGAAGUACUUCUCACAAAUUAUUUUAGUUUGUCAUGUGCUAAAUAUCAAAAGGUUCUAAAUGGUAGCUAUAUUCUUAACAUGACAUAAUUUAAGAGUCAAUUUAAAAUCGGAAUAAUUAAUUGUAAAUAUUCUUUUAGCGUAAUAUUUUUUGAAUUAACUUAAGUAAAAUUGUAUGAACUAAUUGUAUCGAAGGCAAAAUGUGUAAAGGAGUGUGUAAUUAAUUAUACAUAUUAUGUGUAGCCGUUUAAAUAGGGACAGUUAUUUUUGUAACCUUAGUUUUAUUGAAUGAAUAUUUUAUUAAUUUGAAAAAUGUAAAAAUACAUUAUUUCAAUUGCAUACUUA